Molecule: messenger RNA, 4078 nt
Organism: Symphalangus syndactylus (siamang)
Lineage: Eukaryota; Metazoa; Chordata; Mammalia; Primates; Hylobatidae
Gene: VEZT
Product: vezatin, adherens junctions transmembrane protein
Biological process (GO): cell-cell adhesion
Cellular component (GO): plasma membrane
Molecular function (GO): myosin binding
Source: RefSeq, a predicted model, not a curated record
GGGCAGGAGCUGGAGCUCCGUGCCGCCUGUUCUCCCGCCUUCAUUUCCCAUCGUGCUGAGGCGGGUGGCAUGGCGGAGAAGGAUGACACCGGAGUUUGACGAAGAGGUGGUUUUUGAGGUUCGGCCAGUGGGAAGGACCUGCAGAUCAGAGGAUGGAGGAAAGAGCGCCAGAGAGAAUUCUCCACUUUACCAAUACUUACAGGAUCUGGGACACACGGACUUUGAAAUAUGUUCUUCUUUGUCACCAAAAACAGAAAAAUGCACAACAGAGGGACAACAAAAGCCUUCUACAAGAGUCCUACCAAAACAAGGUAUCCUGUUAAAAGUGGCUGAAACCAUCAAAAGUUGGAUUUUUUUUUCUCAGUGCAAUAAGAAAGACGACUUACUUCACAAGUUGGAUAUUGGAUUCCGACUCGACUCAUUACAUACCAUCCUGCAACAGGAAGUCCUGUUACAAGAGGAUGUGGAGCUGAUUGAGCUACUUGAUCCCAGUAUCCUGUCUGCAGGGCAAUCUCAACAACAGGAAAAUGGACACCUUCCAACACUUUGCUCCCUGGCAACCCCUAAUAUUUGGGAUCUCUCAAUGCUAUUUGCCUUCGUUAGCUUGCUUGUUAUGCUUCCCACUUGGUGGAUUGUGUCUUCCUGGCUGGUGUGGGGAGUGAUUCUAUUUGUGUAUCUGGUCAUAAGAGCUUUGAGAUUAUGGAGGACAGCCAAACUACAAGUGACCCUAAAAAAAUACAGUGUUCAUUUGGAAGAUAUGGCCACAAACAGCCGAGCUUUUACUAACCUCGUGAGAAAAGCUUUACGUCUCAUUCAAGAAACCGAAGUGAUUUCCAGAGGAUUUACACUUUUGCUUGACAGGGUCAGUGCUGCUUGCCCAUUUAAUAAAGCUGGACAGCAUCCAAGUCAGCAUCUCAUCGGUCUUCGGAAAGCUGUCUACCGAACUCUAAGAGCCAACUUCCAAGCAGCAAGGCUAGCUACCCUAUAUAUGCUGAAAAACUACCCCCUGAACUCUGAGAGUGACAAUGUAACCAACUACAUCUGUGUGGUGCCUUUUAAAGAGCUGGGCCUUGGACUUAGUGAAGAGCAGAUUUCAGAAGAGGAAGCACAUAACUUUACAGAUGGCUUCAGCCUGCCUGCAUUGAAGGUUUUGUUCCAACUCUGGGUGGCACAGAGUUCAGAGUUCUUCAGACGGUUAGCCCUAUUACUUUCUACAGCCAAUUCACCUCCUGGGCCCGCCCUUACUCCAGCACUUCUGCCUCAUCGUAUCUUAUCUGAUGUGACUCAAGGUCUACCUCAUGCUCAUUCUGCCUGUUUGGAAGAGCUUAAGCGCAGCUAUGAGUUCUAUCGGUACUUUGAAACUCAGCACCAGUCAGUACCACAAUGUUUAUCCAAAACUCAACAGAAGUCAAGAGAACUGAAUAAUGUUCACACAGCAGUGCGUAGCUUGCAGCUCCAUCUGAAAGCAUUACUGAAUGAGGUAAUAAUUCUUGAAGAUGAACUUGAAAAGCUUGUUUGUACUAAAGAAACACAAGAACUAGUGUCAGAGGCUUAUCCCAUCCUAGAACAGAAAUUAAAGUUGAUUCAGCCCCACGUUCAAGCAAGCAACAAUUGCUGGGAAGAGGCCAUUUCUCAGGUCGACAAACUGCUACGAAGAAAUACAGAUAAAAAAGGCAAGCCUGAAAUAGCAUGUGAAAACCCACAUUGUACAGUAGUACCUUUGAAGCAGCCUACUCUACACAUUGCAGACAAAGAUCCAAUCCCAGAGGAGCAGGAAUUAGAAGCUUAUGUAGAUGAUAUAGAUAUUGAUAGUGAUUUCAGAAAGGAUGAUUUUUAUUACUUGUCUCAAGAAGACAAAGAGAGACAGAAGCGUGAGCAUGAAGAAUCCAAGAGGGUGCUCCAAGAAUUAAAAUCUGUGCUGGGAUUUAAAGCUUCAGAGGCAGAAAGGCAGAAGUGGAAGCAACUUCUGUUUAGUGAUCAUGGGGUAAAGUCCGCAUGGAAUUAGAGGGGGAAAGUCUGCACUGGAACCUGCUGUGGCCAUUUUUUUGUUGUUGUUGCUGCUUCUCUAGUGGAGUUACUGCAGCUUAGGGAUGGUUCCUGGAAGUGGACACAUUUUACAAAAACGUUUUUUAAAUACACGCCAGCUCUUCGAGAAGCACUUUUUUCCUUCCGUCAUGCUUCAUACUAUAUUGUAUUAUACUAACCCCUCAUGCUGGGAUGAGCGACUGCCUAGCAAGCAACCCACUGCCUACUAACAUCAAGAGGGGCUAAAUAAAACUGCAUUUUCCUUGCAAGGACAACUUCUACCGUAUGAAUAUAUAUUAUAUUUAUGUAUUAUAUUUUGUACAAUAGUUGAUCUUGAAUGCAGACUUUAUUUCAUUUGUAUUUUUCGUGGUACUACAAAAUGUGUAGAAGUUAUGGCUUUACUUUCAUUAGGGUCUUGUUAGGUGGUUGGCAAGUAAGUUAAAUUGUAUGUUGCAUUUUUUUCCAUGCUGUUUUAACUUGUAAAUAUGUAUGUAUACAUGUGGAAGAUAUUAUUAUUAUUAUUAUCUAGAUUACUUUAAGCCUUUUAUCUAACGUAUUAUCAGUGAAAACCAUGCUGCUCAUUCCCUAAUACAAUGGUUCUCAAACUUUAGUGUGUAUCAGAAUCAAGAUGAGGGCUUGUAAAAUAUAGCUGGUCCCUACUCCCAGAGUUUCCAUUUCAGGAGGUCUGGGAUCAGGCCCAAGAAUUUGCAUUUUUAACAAAUUCCUAGGUGAUAACUGAUAAUGUUGGUUCAGGGAACACACUUUCAGAACCACUGCUUUAAUAUUUUAAAUAAGAUAAUAUGUGAGGUGUCAUAAAAACCUUCAUCAAAUCCCCAUCUCAUUUCAUUUCUUAGGCAUUUUCUCUCUUAUCAAGUUUCCUGGAUUUAUAAAUUUUCAUUGAUUUUACUAGAAAGUUUUAUUUAGCUUUUAUUUAUUUAUUGUUCUUUUUAAGAAAAAACUUAAACUGAGGGUUUAAUUAAAAGUUUAAAUCAUUGCUAGGUCCUUAGUUAUUUUUUUUUUCUUUUUUCUUUUUUUUUAUUUGAAGCCGUGUUGAAAUCCUUGUCUCCUGUAGACCCAGUGGAACCCAUAAGUAAUUCAGAACCAUCAAUGAAUUCAGAUAUGGGAAAAGUCAGUAAAAAUGAUACGGAAGAGGAAAGUAGUAAAUCCGCCACAACAGACAAUGAAAUAAGUAGGACUGAGUAUUUAUGUGAAAACUCUCUAGAAGGUAAAAAUAAAGAUAAUUCUUCAAAUGAAGUCUUCCCCCAAGGAGCAGAAGAAAGAAUGUGUUACCAAUGUGAGAGUGAAGAUGAACCGCAAGCAGAUGGAAGUGGUCUGACCACUGCCCCUCCAACUCCCAGGGACUCAUUACAGCCCUCCAUUAAGCAGAGGCUGGCACGGCUACAGCUGUCACCAGAUUUUACCUUCGCUGCUGGCCUUGCUGCAGAAGUGGCUGCUAGAUCUCUCUCCUUUACCACAAUGCAGGAACAGACUUUUGGUGAUGAGGAGGAAGAACAAAUAAUAGAAGAAAAUAAAAAUGAGAUAGAAGAAAAGUAAGAACCAAGAUUCAUACGAAGUGAUAUUAGAUUGUUCCUUAUACAAAAGUGUUUAGCUUCAAGACUGGAAAGGGAAUAUGAGUGUAAGUUUACUAUAUAUAAAGCUAAGAUAUGGAUUUACAGGAAGAACCCUGGUUUGAAUAACUGAUCUGAAAUUAGUAGUUACCUGUAAAUGGCAGAUCUUUUAGGAAAAUAAGAGAAAGGUAAGGGCUCUUUUGAAUAAACUGCUGUUUUAUUUGUGGCACAACUGAUCAAUCUUGGAAAUUCUUUAAGUAUUUUUAAUAAGAAAUGAAUUAUCAUUUCUUGCCAGAAUUUGCUACCAUAAGGUGAUUGGGAAAAUUCUGUUGCAAGAACAUUAACAUUUAGUAUGACUCCUUUUUACUGUAUUCUUGCAGUUAAUAACUGCAGCUAUUAUGUUAAUAACAAGUUGUUUGUAUUUUAUUUUUGUUUAUACCAGUCUUAAAGAUCCAGGUUCUGAAUAAAAAAAUUAAUUGAUACAA